Molecule: messenger RNA, 1810 nt
Organism: Argiope bruennichi
Lineage: Eukaryota; Metazoa; Arthropoda; Arachnida; Araneae; Araneidae
Product: carotenoid-cleaving dioxygenase, mitochondrial-like
Exons: 11
Coding region: 100-1650 (516 amino acids)
Biological process (GO): carotene catabolic process; retinal metabolic process
Molecular function (GO): beta-carotene 15,15'-dioxygenase activity; carotenoid dioxygenase activity
Source: RefSeq, a predicted model, not a curated record
UCUCUCUCUAUCUUUCUCUCUCUGUUUCUGACUAGCGGAAGCAAAAUUAGUUGUGAAUUCGCCUCGAGUGAAGGGAUUGUGGCAGCUGUUCUAUGAAAAAUGGAAAAAUUGUUUCAAACAGUUGAACAAUGUCCUGAACUACAAACUACAGAAAUAACAGGAAUCCUACCUGAUUGGUUGAAAGGAGAAUUGUUCCUGAUAGGACCCGGAAAAUGGGAUUUUGAUGAAGAUUUCACCGUGAAUCACUGGCUCGAUGGAUCGGCUUUCAUGUAUAAGUUUAACAUUAGCAAGAACCACGUGGACGUGAUGUCGAGGUUCUUGGACACCGUCGCAUAUAAUAAAGUUUGUCAAGUGAAGAGGCCAGUAUUUGUGGAGUUCGGAACAAAAGCGUAUCCGGAUCAGGAGAAAAAUGUUUUCUCAAGGUAUCUUUCUCAUUUGGUGCCUUUGGAACUGUCCGAUAACGUCAUGGCCAAUGUGUUCAUAAUCGACGACGAACUCUACGCCUCCUCGGAAACAUGCCACGUUUGGAAAAUAAACCCAACAAAUCUUAAAUGCGAGAAAAGGAUAGACUUGAGAGAUUUGGUGUCCGUCAAUCUGGCCAGCUCUCAUCCACACAUCUGUCCGGACGGAUCUGUUUAUAAUCUCUGCGCCAGUUUCAUGACGGGACUGCGAUACCACGUCAUGAAAUUAAACCCUCGAAAACUACCUGCAGGUGAGAAAGGAUUUGAGCGUGGAGCCUCCAUUAUGACCACCAUCAGUUCUAGUCAGAAAACUACCUACAGCUAUUACCACAGCUUUGCUCUGAGCGAAAAUUACAUUUUGUUCCUGAAACAACCCCUCCUCGUCAACACGGUCAAGAUGGCAGCGUCGGGAAUCAAAGGGUACUGCGUCAGAGACUGUCUGGAGUGGACUCCUACAAUGAGGACCAAAUUGCAUCUCAUCGAGAGACGCACAGGGAAAGAAGUCAAGGUCAAAUUCGAGGCCGACACUUUAUUCUUCUUCCACCACAUCAAUGCUUACGAAGAUGGCACCCACCUUGUUGUCGACAUCAUGGCCUUUCCCAAUUCGGAGGUAAUGGACAAAUUCUUCCUGAAAGACCUCCGAGCGGGCCGACUGAAUGCCUCCUGCAAAGCCAUCUUCACAAGAUUCGUCAUUCCUCUAUUGUUUCACGAAGGAAAGCCUGGAAAAAAUUUAGUAACUCUUAAAGACACACAAGCAACUGCGGUGAUACAAGAGAAUGGAGUUAUUUUUCUGACCCCAGAAACAAAGGGCGAAGCAGGUUAUGACAUGCCCACAAUAAACUAUUCUAUGUAUAACUCGAAGAAAUACAGAUAUGCAUAUGGAUCUGGAAGUUUUGAUACUGGCAAAUUUGCGAAUUCGUUGAUCAAGUUGGAUACAGUGACUGGCGAAAUGAAGGUAUGGAAAGGCACUGAAACUAUGUUUCCAAGUGAAUUGAGCUACGUCCCAAGACCAAGAUCGUUGGGUGAAGACGAUGGUGUUUUGUUGUCAGUGGUACUGGACGUCGCUGAUGGAACGCGUGAUUUCUUGAUGGUGAUUCAUGCCAAAACAUUUGAAGAACUUGGCAGGGCCUACAUUCCUCGCUCAGUCAAGCUUCCGCCCUCCGUCCAUGCAAGAUUCCGAAUGCAUUGAUGGAACUUACAGGAACAUGGACGAAAUGCUGAUAUUUAUAACUGUUUGCAAAAACAGACUUUAAAAUGUAUUGUUUUUUUUGAUAAACCACCGUCUUAAAUUAUUCGUGAUUGAUAUUUUUCUAUUUUUGAUAUUGUUGAAUAAAUAUUUUUAAAGCUCA